AUGCAAGCACUUACCAACAAAAGUAUGAGUCUCACAACUGCGCUCGGCGUUUUAUCGUUGCGGUUGGUUUCCUACUCUAACCCGGAAGGAAAGACGACAGACGGAAGCUGUUGUGAACACAUAUUUGCCAUAUUUGGUUGUGCAUCUGGUGACUGCGAUCCUAGCUUCACAAUCUGCAUCCACGACAGCACACAGGCGGGGUCUUGUUCCAAUCUUCAGUAUCGAGUCGGUCCCUAUGACAACACCGGGUCAGUUUCGUUUGGGCCUAAGGUUGGGGCGUUGGACAAUCCGAUACAAGUGCAGUUUCAAAUCUGGAAGAGUCAGUUUUCGGUCAGCAUUGAUGUCUAUGAUGAUGAUUCUGACGGAGGUCAUGAUCAGGUAGGAACGAUAAUUCUUACACCGAGUGACGUCCCUGGUUAUAACGGCAGUAACACCGCUUACACAGAGACUCUCCAAGGAGGAUACGCGAGGCUUCAGGUACAAUACGAUAUCCAUUGCUUAGUGAACUACUACGGGAAGGAUUGCGCAAAGUUAUGUGAGCCUGACAGGACGCACUAUGUCUGUGAUGGUCAGGGAAACAAAGUAUGCCUAUCAGGUUGGACCGGAAACAAUUGUUUAACCAGCAUCGAUGACUGCCAGGAUUCGUUCUGUUUAAACUCUGCAACUUGUGAGGACCUCCAUAAUGCCUACCGCUGCCAUUGUUCUGAAUAUUAUACAGGUAGUCGAUGUGAAAUAAAGACCUCAAAAGAAAACGCUGUGAAUGAAUCUGCACAUAUUUACACUUCUGAAAGUACAGAUGAAACGACGGAAGAGCCAGACGAGACGGGAGUAACAAUAACAAUAGACAAUUAUUCCUCGACACAGCAAUCUUUGGAUCAUAUUAACAUGUUUUCAACGAGUGUGACAAAUCCAAUAGAAGAAAUAUCGAGUAUGCAAACGGGCACUGAAUUAAACCCGGUGAAUUCUUCAGAGUUUACUUUCUCGCCAGUAAAUGAAAUUACAGUGACGCAUUAUGAAGAAGUGACGGGAAUUUCGACUCUUUAUGGCAUGGAAGUUAUAUCCAGUUCAAACGAGGCUACCGGCGAAAACCAUUCUUCUAAUUUGAUGGAAGUUACAGAUGUACCAAAUGGAACCUCACCAAAUGAAAAUUUUGAAACAUCUACAUUUGACAAAACAGAUGAUUUAACAGAACCACACAGUACGACUGACAAUAUCCAGUUGAUAGAAAACAAUUACACUGCUGUCGAUAUUGACAUCACAACUAAGACAGUCCCCAUAGAAAUAAAUGAAACUUUAUUCUCACAUGAAUUAACUUUUGCCUCCCAUCCGCUUCCAACGGAGACAAUGUCGACAGAGGUGUUGGGGAACAUUGAUUUAAGCUUUCCUUCUAAUGCUGGAUUUGUCACAGAAUCAACGAAAACAAAUACCUAUAGUGCUAGUUUCAAUUUCGCCUUGUCUACAGAGCUGCUGGAAAUGGGUGAAUCAUCGACAAUGUCGAUCCAAACAGAAUUAUCAGGAACGGAAGAAGUGCGGCAAAAUGAAAGUACAAAUGAGUUUUCUUCUCAAGAUCUAUUCGAAGCAAGUACCAACAGAUUAGAUGUUUCCUCAACCGAUACUGAUUUUCAGUUUUCAUAUAUAGUUCCAGAUAACAUAACUUUUACACCUGAUGAAAUGUCGACCACAUUGAACCCACUGUUUUCUGAUAGAGUGACUGAAGAAACAAGGAAAACGGAAUCUGGACUGGAAAUAGUUUACCCAACUUCUGUCACAAAUUUGUCAACAGUUUUGGGAGUUACUAUAGAGCAAACAACUAACGAUGUUGCGACUUUAACGACGGAUCUUUCUGGUUCUGAAGUGACGUCAGUAUCUCGUGCAGAAUCGUCAUCUAAACCUAGAUCGACAGACAGCCAAGCUUCAUCACCUCUCAUUAUGACGUCUACAGAGGGAAGUAGCCUCGAAAUAUUUACGAGUACAAUGGAUAUGUUAAAUUUAUCUCCGGUAACUAAUACAAAAGAGACAUCGUCUAAUUCGAAAGGAUCUACAAAUACAUUUCCGUUCCACACAACUGAUAAUGAUAGAAGUUUUACAAGUCCAUCUUUGCCGAAUCUAAUUCGGGAAACAGUGGACACGGGUUCAACCUUUACAUCUAGCGACAACGCACACAUCCCGUCUCUAAGCACAACAAAUUUACAUGAAAUCGAAAUGGCCUCAACUCAGUCAGUUGUUCUUUCAUCAUCGUCAUCUCAAGAAUUGAAAGAGAUACAAAAUGCUACAAAUGCAAGAACGGAAACAACAAAUACAAAUCCGCCACCAGAAUCGACUUCGAAUACGAUACAGACUUCUUCAGGGACCACUCGAAACGAAAGAACGUCAGAAACUAAAUACAUAAGUUUACCACAACAGACAAAUGCACACACAGAGUCGAGUUCAUUAACAGCUACAAACAAAACCAUGAACACACCACCAACACCUACAAAAGAUGUCGAUCCAUUAGAAACACAAGACAGAUGUAUGUCUUCUGCAAAAAGUAUCGUGGAACAUACAACUUUGCCUAACAUUUCAGAAUCGCAAACGGUAUUCACGGGUGAUAUAUCCUCUAGUGAUUUGAGUGGCCAAUCAACAGCAAGAUAUCCAUCACAAACGUUGUUCGUAAAGACAUCAGAGCAAGUUCAGACAAAUUUUGAAUCAUCUACAUUGUCAAGUAAAUCAACGGAUGAAUCUUCCACGAUUAGACAAAAACCAGCGACACCAUUAUCAGCAACUCCUAAUAUAUCUUCAUUGACUUGCCUGUCAAAAUAUUUUGUGGAUGCCAUAGGAGAACUCGUCAUAGAAGUCAGUAGUGAAUAUGACUUUCCUGUGGUGGAAAAGGAAAUGUUGAAAACUCUUGCAGAAUAUGGCGUAUCUGACAAAGAAGUGAAUUUCAAUUAUACGUCACUGGACAGCAUUCAUAUAGUGUGGCUGAGAUUUAAUUCAAGAACACUACCUCUAAAAAUUCGUGAAAUACAAGAAAUAGCUCUGAAAACAUGCAGAUCUCUACAGUAUCGACUAAAUGACGUAACGCAGCAUGAAUCAAAUAAAGAGCUUUCCUCGGGAGCCGUCGCCGCUAUAACGGUGUCCUUGUUGUAUUUAACAAUGCUGCUCGUCAUUGCUACCAUUCUAAUAUAUAGAAAAUACAAACGAAGAAAUAAAAUUGGAUCCACUUCCCUCCUUUCUGAAAAGACUUGUACAACAAGAGCCACGAUGGAAACGACCCUUGAAACAGAAAGUGAAUGUUAGGAACAGAGACGAAAUCGAUGAUUUAAUUACUUAUGACGUGUGGAAGCUGCAUAAUAGAGUAUUCUCCACAAACUGUCUCUGAACAAGUAAACAUCAUUAUGACGACACUCUCACGACCAAAGUCAUUAAAACUUUAUUUGUGUUU
Molecule: messenger RNA, 3421 nt
Organism: Ostrea edulis (European flat oyster)
Lineage: Eukaryota; Metazoa; Mollusca; Bivalvia; Ostreida; Ostreidae
Product: mucin-2-like
Exons: 12
Coding region: 1-3276 (1091 amino acids)
Biological process (GO): cell communication; multicellular organism development; Notch signaling pathway
Cellular component (GO): membrane
Molecular function (GO): calcium ion binding
Source: RefSeq, a predicted model, not a curated record